AUGGCGACAGGGUCUCGCGACGCCUCAGUUCGUGAGGCCAAACUAUUCGUCCGAGAGGUCGUCCGCAAUGACUGGGAAUUUGACACUGAUGUUCCCUCCGCAUCCUCCGCCGACGGUACCCUCUGCCAUAACCGCGAGGUGGUCGAAUGGCGAGUACGGGAAUUCGACAGCCCAACUUCGGAGCUCGAGGCGCAGAACUCGGAUACAGAGGACGAUGAUGAUCCGUCCGCGACUGUAGGGGAUGUCGCAAUCGAGCGCCGUCGCAAACGUCGUCGCCAGAUGGACGAGGAAAUGGCUUGGAACGCGGGUCUGCGCGUGUGGAUGGCUAGGCGCAAUGCAUGGUCUGGAGCUAAGACCCGGCGGCAGAUACGGGCCGAGGAGGAAAAGCGUGCCUUGGCUGGGCAGGCGGACACAACAGAUCAAUCGGAUACCGCUACAACUUUGCCUGGUCGAAGCACCGAGGCUGUUGGCGCAUCCGAUCUGGCGAUGAAAACAGAGACGUCGCUCUCUAUUCAGGACCAGGAGAAGAGUGAGGAGCUUCAGCGCCCAGCGGAGACGUCUGGGCAGCAAGCGGAUCUUGAGGAAGGGCAAUCCGUCACCCUAGACGAGGAGGCCAAGCCCAAUGCUUCUAUGGGAACAAAUAUCACAGACCCGGAUCAUGUUUCCACGGAUCCUAGUCGCCUGGCCACACUCCCUGCCGUGGAAGACCAAACAGAAGAGGAAAAGGAAGAAGAAGAGCUCGACGAGCCACUCCUGCCAGUUGCACCUCCCUUCAUUUCUGACGAGAACCCUGUCCGCGCAACCAUCAACCCCGCAAUCUACCCAUCAAUCUACACUAAAGUGGUUGUACAAGGCAUGACACCCACAGUGCCUGUCAACCUCGCCCAUUUGACCAAGGCUAUGGUUCAAGGCUGGAAAUCAGAUGGCCAGUGGCCACCCAAGCCAGCGGCGACAUCAAUUGUCCUCGCAGAUGACGCCACUGUACCCAAGAAGUCGGACCCCCCUGCCAAUGACGCCCCCCAGGGGAGAAGAAAGAACAGUAUUACAAACGCGGUGAAGAAGGUCUUCCAUUUUGGGCCCUUCCACCGACGUGGUUCGAGCAGUCAUGAUGCUGGGAACGGGGCUGGCGCUGCUGGUUCCGCUGUUUAG
Messenger RNA from Penicillium canescens, 1149 nucleotides. RefSeq names its product DUF4050 domain-containing protein. Bases 1 to 1149 code for a protein of 382 amino acids. The record is from RefSeq and is a predicted model, not a curated record. The transcript is spliced from 2 exons. Lineage: Eukaryota; Fungi; Ascomycota; Eurotiomycetes; Eurotiales; Aspergillaceae.